CUGAAGCCAGGCCAGAACAACUGUAAAGACAGCGAUAGCGAGAGUGUCAGCGGCGAAUCCAAACCCUCCAUCCGGAGCAGCUCCAGAGACAGAUUGACGGACUGUGACAGUGAGAGUGACCAAGAAGACAAGGGCUCAGAUGCCAGCUCAGAGAAACUCUUCAGCACAGCUGCAGUUAAAGUUCCAGAUUUUAGUGUUGACACACUCUCCACCAAUGCCAGCCAGGAGCUGCGAGGCCUGGGCAUUCCCAAGGUGUCAGGCCUAGAGCGCAGUCAAGAGAAGAGCCAGGAGACUUCCCGGGAAAUCUCCUCGGCCACCCCCCCACUGGUGCCCACUUCCCAUCCCAAACCUCCCCUCCCCGCCCCUCUUCAUCUCCAGCCACCCCCUUCCAGCAGGGGGUUACCCUUGCCCUCGAGGCCAGCUCAAACCCAGAACCCUUGCCCAGAGCGCACACUAAGGCCACUGUCACCCCCUAUUGCUCUGCCUCAAUCCCAGGGUCAGGAGCUCUCUCAGGCACCCCCGCAUCAGUCUCAGCACCCACCUGAAUCACCAUCUCACCCAAAGCCACCUCGAACCCCAAGUAUCUACCACCACCCCCCAUCACCAGCGCUACCAGCCCAGCAGAACCCUACGCAACCCGUGCAGCACAGGCCACCCUCACGCUGUCACCAGCGUCCAAUUUCAGCCUACAGUGGCAGCCUUACGCUCAACGGCCUGAGCAGUAGUCGAAGCAGCACUCCGGGGAAGCCUCCGGGCCCAUCUCCAGCCCCUCAUCUGCACCAUCACCAACCUGCCCCCACUGGGGCAUCAGCCUCAUUCCCCCUGCCCCUGUCAGCGAACCCUACAGCUUCACACACCUUCCCCCCCUCCCUGCCAUCCUCCACUCUUCCUCAUCACACCAAUAUGUUUGCGUCGCCUGCUGCUCUGCCUCCACCUCCUCCUCUCACCUCAAACACUCUGCCGGUCCCCGGACAUCCAGCUGGGAGUGCCUACUCAGAACAAGACAUUCUCCGGCAGGAAUUAAACACUCGUUUCCUGGCAUCUCAGAGUGCUGAUCGUGGGGCAUCACUGGGUCCCCCUCCAUACUUGCGGACUGAGUUCCACCAGCAUCAGCACCAGCAUCAGCAUCAGCACCAGCACACACACCAACACACACACCAGCACACCUUCACCCCUUUCCCCCACGCCAUCAUGCCCACGCCUGCACCGCCCAUGUUCGAAAAAUACCCCACUAAAGUCGACCCAUUCUACAGGCACAGCCUGUUCCACUCUUACCCCCCAGCGGUGUCUGGCAUUCCGCCCGUCAUCCCACCAACGGGGCCCUUCGGAUCUCUGCAGGGAGCGUUCCAGCCCAAGACCUCAAACCCUCUUGACGUGGCAGCCAGACCUGGAGCCGUCCCACACACACUUCUUCAGAAAGACCCUCGGCUGACAGAUCCGUUCCGGCCGGUUCUCAGGAAACCAGGAAAGUGGUGUGCUAUGCAUGUUCAUAUAGCCUGGCAAAUUUACCACCACCAACAGAAAGUCAAGCAGCAGAUGCAGGUUGACCCACACAAACUGGACUUUGGCCUCAAACCGGAAUUCCUAAGUCGACCUCCAGGCCCCACUCUUUUUGGAGCCAUACAUCACCCUCAUGACCUGGCACGACCUGCAUCGCUUUUCUCAGCAGCAGGGUCCACGCAUCCCGCAGCUGCACCUUUCGGACACCCUCCACAUCAUCCUAGCAACUUUCUUACUCCAGCACCUCAUUUAGAGCCCUUCAGCAGACCGCCUUCAUUUGGAGGUCUGGCCUCAUUAAGCACUGCAGCCUUCGGUGGUCUGGGAAAUCCAGCACUCGCAUCCAACUCUGUGUUUGGCCACAAAGAUUCACCCAGCGCACAACAGCACUUCAGCGGCCCUCACGAGCCAUGGAACAGACUCCAUCGCACACCGCCAUCCUUCCCCACUCCACCGCCCUGGCUCAAACCUGGAGAAUCAGAGCGCAGCGCUUCAGUCAGCUCACAUGAGAGAGAACGAGAGCGGGACAGAGAGAGAGAGCGGGACCUGGACAAGAGGGACUCAUCAGUCAACAAGGAUGAUAAAGAACGGGAACCUGUGGAGAAGAGGCACCAAAACCACCAAUCCCCACUUCCUGUUAAUCCCCUCACUCUAUUGGGUCACACCCGUCCAUCUGAGCCAUCCCGAAACCACAUCUCUUCCAGCGAGCCUCGGGACAAAGACAAGGACAAACCCAAAGAUCGCGAGAGAGAUCGAGAGCACUCAGACUGGAAAGACUCUAACACAGACGAACACAAGCUGAAGGAGAAUCAUCACAGUGACAAGGACACUCCCGUCAUCCAUGACAGCCGCGUUUCUGAAGACAAACCAGCCAAUCGGAUUACAGCGUCACCCUACAUGCGGCCUGGCGGCAUGGAUCGGGUGAACGGCGGCCUGACUCGAGACAUUCUGGAGAAAAAGACCGAAAUCACUUAUGAGAAGAAAAACAGUGAGGUGAAGGUAAAAGAAGAGCGUAAGGAGGAACAGGACGGUCCCACGGAGAGAUCGCCGGAGCAAAGAUCUACACCGCAAGCACCUCCUCCUCCUCCUGCUGCUCUACACCCUCCAUCCUCAAUGCCAGUGCCCAUGGGCAUGGCCAGCAUGCACCCCAUAAACAGCAUCAGUAGUUUGGAGAGGACUCGUAUGGUGGCGCCCUUCAUGGGCAUCAGUCCCAUCCCAGGGGCAGAGAGGUUUCCCUAUCCCGCGUUUCACUGGGAUCCCAUGAGGGACCCUUACCGAGGACUGGACAUCCAUCGGAGGGAUCCAUUAGCUCGGGAACUUCUCCUACGGAAUGACCCUCUGCACCGGUUAGCAGCGCCUCGGCUGUACGAAGCAGAGCGCUCAUACCGGGACCGCGAGCCUCAUGACUUUAACCGAGAUCACCCUCACGGACUAACCCUAGAACAGCGGCGGGAACAAGAGCGGGCGCAUUUAGAAGAGAGGGAGCGCUUGCACCUGCUCCGAGAGGACUAUGAGCAGGGCCGUCUGCACCCCAUGCAUCACCCUGUUCUAGAUGGACAUCUCCCGCACCCCGGCCUCAUGGCCCCCGGACUUCCCAGCAUGCACUACCCUCGUGUUAGUCCUUCCUCUGCUGUGGCCGCCGCUGCCCAGAACGGCAUCCUCAACAAAACCCCUCCCACUGCAUCACUCAGUGCUCCGCCCCCUCUAAUCCCGACCCUAGGCGCACGCUCGUCGUCCCCCAGACGGACUACACCACUCGGGCCUGACAUCAGAGACAGACCCCCUUCACACACACACAAAGACAUCGAGGCCCGAUGAGACCUCAGAAGCGAGCACUUGAGGCUGUAUCAUAUCUGUGUAUAGACUGUGCGUUGGUUUCUGUGUUGCGUUUGCUUUUUGUACAAAAGACUGGGAUUUUACACGCUCUUUUAGCCCUGUCUGCUCCUCCAUUGGUGUGUAUUCUUAAACAUGUACAGGACACUGAGCAAGUGGACAAGUGUAGAUCUCAAACACGGUCAAGGGGUUGUUUUGGAAUGUACAGGUACCUCAAUACAUUGUAGAUAUGUGCAACGUUGGUGUGUUUCUCUGAUUGAGGAAAAAAAUGUAAGGUACAAAUAUGCAAAUGGGUGUUAUGAAAGCUUUACUUUGAAAUGCUGUACAUAAUGGGCAGUGAUCAAGAGGAGCGCGAGUGCACAGGCUCGGGUUUUAGUUUAAUGCUGCAUAUGAAUGGUUUUGUCCGAGAGACCACAUCCCUUCUUUCAACUAUGCAACUCAUGCGUGGGCUUUCUCUAUCAGUUUCUCUCUCUCUCUCUCUCCUAGAGGACUAGCGGUGGCAAUUGAACCCUCUCAUUCUCCUGUCGCACCAACACUACAUGCUUACCCAUCAGGCAGAUUCUCCCUAGAUAGACAGUUUGACUCAAUCCGACUCCUCAACUCUUGAUCUUCAAGCUAUACAAAUCUGUGUUGACAAUCCUUACAAAUACACCAAUGUUUCAAGAACUUAACGUUAGCGAAAUCUUUAAAUGAAUGAAUUACCUCCAAGUCAAAUGAAUGGCAAUUUGAAAAAGACACCACAUCCCAUCGUGACUCAAAGACGGUGUGGAGUUUGAGGACGAUUCCCUCUCGGUCUAGCUAUGUAUUAAAGUGUUCUGUAUCUACACGAUGAUCAAGCCAGUGGUACGCUAUGGACAGUUUGUUUUUAAUGAGCAGAGAUCUAUUUUAGUAGUCCAUGGGAGGGAUAGUUGUGCGCUUUUAAACUCUGUGAAAUUCAGAUGUUGUGCAGUGUUUUUCUCUUCUUUUUCAUUUAAUUUCUCUCCUUGUUUUUGUUUUCUUCAACUCGAACAUUAAAAUGUCCACUGAAGCAGUAGUGGGUAGUCAAUACGUAUUGCAAAGAGAUUGUAAGAAACUUUUUUGCUGUUUAUCAUGUACGUAAAUAAAAAAAUGAAGUCCUUUCUAGAUCAUGUACAAAAAAAGGGUGAGGCGACAGCAUGCUCCUCAGUUAAACUUGUGUUAUGUAAAUUGUGCCAUGUUAUUAAAAAAUGUGAACUAA
This is a messenger RNA of Danio rerio (zebrafish), 4546 nucleotides long. Lineage: Eukaryota; Metazoa; Chordata; Actinopteri; Cypriniformes; Danionidae. The record is from RefSeq and is a predicted model, not a curated record.